This is a messenger RNA of Maylandia zebra (zebra mbuna), 2701 nucleotides long. The record is from RefSeq and is a predicted model, not a curated record. Lineage: Eukaryota; Metazoa; Chordata; Actinopteri; Cichliformes; Cichlidae.
UUUGAGGAGAGAGAGGGAGAGAGAGAGAGAAGCGGAGAAAACCGAAAAACCUCCCGAUCCUCCUCCUGCUGCUCCUGCUGCACACAGACAAAAGGACACCGGGACGACACACACGCACAGACUCGCACCCACACACACAGACGGCCAGAGCGCGGCACAGACGGACGGACACCCGGGAGGAUGGGCCGGCGGAGCGGUCGUCGGUAGCGCUCUGAUUUCGGGGACGGAGCUCCAGGAUGAGCGUAGCGCUGCAGGACCUCCGGAACACCAUGUCCAGCUAUAAGCGAGCAACCCUGGAGGAGGAGGAGGUGUCCGACGUGCCGGCUGAGGCGGCCUCGUCUCCUGACAGAGUGGAGGUGGGCUUCAGGAAGGGUGGUGUGGACAUCCUGGGGAGGAGGACUCAGCUGGAGGUCCUGCUCUCAGUCCUGCUGCUGGCCGCCCUCCUGGCUCUACUGGCCUGCCUGGUGGUCCUGGGACUCGGCUUCAGCUCAGACAGUGGGCGUGGCCUGUGCCUGUCGGAGGCCUGUGUCACUGUGGCCAGUCAGAUCGUGGAGGCGAUGGACCGCAGCGCCGACCCCUGCCAGGACUUCUACCAGUUUGCCUGCGGAGGCUGGAUGAGGAAGAACCCACUGCCUGACGGACGCUCGCGCUGGUCCACCUUCAACAGCAUCUGGGAGCAGAACCAGGCGCUGCUCAAACACCUGCUGGAGAACGGGACGUUUAACGGCAGCAGCGAAGCAGAGAGGAAGACUCAGUCCUACUACCUGUCCUGCCUCAACACCCAGAGGAUCGAAGAGCUCGGAGCUCAGCCUCUCAUAGACCUCAUCACCAAGAUUGGAGGCUGGAACAUGACGGGCCCCUGGGACAAAGACAACUUCAUGGAUGUUCUGAAGGUGGUCUCCGGUCCGUACCGAGGUCAGCCGUUCUUCAGCGUCGGAGUCAGCGCCGAUCCCAAAAACUCCAACAGCAACGUCAUUCAGGUGGACCAAUCAGGGCUCUUUCUGCCAUCCAGGGACUAUUACCUUAACAAGACAGCCAAUGAGAAGGUGUUGGUGGCGUACCUGGACUACAUGGUGGAGCUGGGGAUGCCUGGGGGCGAGAGGAGCUCCACUCAGGCUCAGAUGCAGCAGAUUAUGGACUUUGAGACAGGGCUUGCCAACAUCACCGUCCCACAGGACCAGCGGCGAGACGAAGAGAAGAUCUACCACAAGGUCACCAUCGCGGAGCUGCAGCUGCUGGCUCCAGCCAUCGACUGGUUGGACUACUUGUCGUCCUCUCUGUCUCCUCUGGAGCUAAACGACACCGAACCUGUCGUCCUGUAUGCCAAAGAGUACCUGCAGCAGGUGUCGGAGCUCAUCAACAAGACAGACCGCAGUCUGCUGAACAACUACAUGAUGUGGACAUUGGUUCAGAAGAGUGUCGCCAGUCUGGACCAACGCUUCGAGAAUGCUCAGGACAAACUGCUGGAGAGUCUUUAUGGGACCAAGAAGUCCUGUACGCCGCGCUGGCAGACCUGCAUUGGGAACACUGACGACACCCUGGGCUUUGCGCUGGGAGCGCUGUUCGUCAAGGCAACUUUUGACAAACAAAGCAAAGAGAUUGCUGAAAAGAUGAUCAACGCCAUCCGGUCAGCGUUCAAAGAAGCGCUAGACCAACUCAGCUGGAUGGACGACCAGACGAGACAGGCUGCAAAGGACAAGGCAGAUGCAAUCUAUGACAUGAUCGGCUUCCCAGAAUUCAUCCUGGACUCCAAGGAGUUGGACGAUGUUUAUGACGGGUAUGAGGUGUCAGAUGACAGCUUCUUCCAGAACAUGUUGAACUUCUACAACUUCUCCUCUCGAGUGAUGGCCGACCAGCUGAGGAAGACUCCCAACAAAGACCAAUGGAGUAUGACUCCUCCUACAGUUAAUGCCUACUACAUGCCCACUAAGAACGGCAUCGUCUUCCCUGCUGGGAUCCUGCAAGCUCCCUUCUACGCCCACGACCACCCCAAGGCACUGAACUUUGGUGGCAUUGGGGUGGUGAUGGGCCACGAGCUCACGCAUGCCUUUGAUGAUCAGGGUCGUGAGUAUGAUAAAGAAGGAAACUUGAGGCCAUGGUGGCAGAACUCGUCCGUGGAGGCGUUUCGCCAGCGGACCGAGUGUAUGGUGGAUCAGUACGGCCGCUACACCGUCAACGGAGAACACAUCAACGGAAAACAGACACUCGGAGAAAACAUCGCCGACAAUGGGGGGCUAAAGGCGCGCCUAUCGUCAUGGAUCCAGGGAAACGGAGAUGAGAAAAGACUUCCUGCUGUCAACCUGACCAAUGACCAGCUUUUCUUCGUUGGAUUUGCCCAGGUGUGGUGCUCAGUUCGGACACCAGAGAGCGCUCACGAGGGCCUCGUGACCGACCCCCACAGUCCUCCCCGAUACAGAGUCAUCGGCACGCUCGCCAACUCUCCGGACUUCAGCCGCCACUUUAACUGCCCCGAAGGCACCAUGAAUACGGGGAAGCGCUGCGAAGUCUGGUAGUCAGACCUGAAAGGACCAGCUCGGGGUGGUGCAGGAACGGGGGGGGAGUCUGUCAGCUGACGGGUUGACGGGCUCGUUAGUGUCUUAAUUAGAGUUCAGGUUCUUUCAUGGGGUGGGGGGAGCAGGUGUAAUCUUCAGCUUCAGUUAAUCUGUAACUUGGUGACGAUCAGACUUACUUCCUGUCUGGA